Helianthus annuus (common sunflower) is the source of this 3601-nucleotide messenger RNA. Its product is annotated as kinesin-like protein KIN-UC. Bases 78 to 3395 code for a protein of 1105 amino acids. Lineage: Eukaryota; Viridiplantae; Streptophyta; Magnoliopsida; Asterales; Asteraceae. Gene Ontology annotation, biological process: microtubule-based movement. The transcript has 22 exons. Gene Ontology annotation, molecular function: microtubule binding; microtubule motor activity; ATP binding. The record is from RefSeq and is a predicted model, not a curated record.
GAUAUUUACUGUUGCCAAACAGUUCAAAAUUUGAUCAAUAAUAAAAUAAAAUAAUAAUAAUACAACAACGACGACAAAUGUACCCCCAAACAAUGCUCGCCGGAGAUACACAUAACGCCGGCCGGAGUAAUAAUUUCAACCUUUCAGAACAGAGGACCGAAGACUCAAUGGCGUCCGUUGUUAAAAUGCCGAGCAAUGCCAGCAACAGGUAUGAGAAACCGCACGUUAAUCCACCUCCGUCGUCUAGAACUGGCGGCACCGGUGGCGCUGUCUCCGUUCGCUCCAAAACGCCGUCGUCUUCUGCUUCCAGACGCUCUGUUACGCCUAAUUCUCGCUCGUAUACUCGCCAGAACGACGAUGAUGCAGAAUCUGGAAGAGUUAGAGUUGCUAUUAGACUGAGACCAAAAAACACAGAGGAGAUUCUGUCAGAUGCUGAUUUUUUCGAUUGUGUAGAACCUCAACCAGAGCUUAAGAAGUUGAAACUAAAGAAAGAUAACUGGAGUUCUGAGCCUUACAGAUUUGAUGAAGUAUUUACAGAAUCUGCUUCUCAAAAACGAGUCUAUGAGGCAGUAGCAAAACCUGUAGUUGAGGGUGUGUUAAAUGGGUAUAAUGGAACGAUUAUGGCUUAUGGUCAAACAGGAACCGGAAAAACGUUUACGCUUGGUAAGUUGGGCAAGGAUGAUGCAUCUGAGAGAGGAAUUAUGGUUAGGGCUUUGGAGGACAUCAUUUCCAGUGCAUCUGCAGCAUCUGAUAGUAUUGAAAUCUCCUAUCUGCAGAUUUACAUGGAAUCUGUUCAAGAUUUACUUGCACCAGAAAAGGUCAACAUUCCAAUUGUUGAGGAUCCAAAGAAUGGGGAAGUGUUGGUACCUGGUGCAGCCGUGGUCAAUAUUCAAAAUGUUGACCACUUUUUGGAAGUACUGCAAAUCGGAGAAGCAAAUCGGCAUGCAGCAAACACAAAAAUGAACACUGAAUCUUCUCGUAGCCAUGCAAUUCUUAUGGUAUCUCUUAGAAGAUCUUUCAAUGAUAAAGAAGAAAACAACACGUCUUUUCAAGGGAAAGAUGAUAGAAGUGUGUUAGUUGGUGGCCAUGUGAUACCAACCGUUCGAAAAAGCAAACUACUUAUAGUCGAUCUUGCAGGUUCUGAGCGCCUAGACAAAUCUGGAAGUGAAGGUCACUUGGUUGAAGAGACAAAAUUUAUCAAUCUUUCUCUUAGUUCCCUUGGUAAAUGUAUAAAUGCGUUGGCUGAAAAUAGCCCUCAUAUACCCACCAGAGAUUCUAAACUAACAAGAUUGCUUCGUGACUCAUUCGGAGGCUCUGCAAGGACCUCUCUGAUAGUAACAAUUGGUCCAUCUUCUCGACAUUAUACGGAAACUGCAAGCACCAUAAUGUUUGGGCAACGAGCAAUGAAAGUAGUAAAUUUUGUAAAAAUGAAAGAAGAACUUGAUUACGAGAGCUUGUGUCGGAAACUUGAGAAUCAAAUCGAUAUACUCACAAAGGAGGUAGAUAGGCAACAAAAAUCUAAAGCAGAUAACACAUUAAGACUGGAGAACAAUCUUAGAGAAUGUCAAAAUAGCUUUGAGGAAGCCAAAAGGUCUUUAACCGCAAGGUGUGAGUUGCUAGAGAGGGAUAAAUCUCAACUGGAAAUAAAAUUGAAAGAUAUGAUAAAGGAGUUGAACUCCCAGAAAGAUCAUAAUGAUCUUGUUUGCAAAGAGGUUGAACGUCUAGAAAGAAGCUCAAAGUAUUGUGAGUCACUAGAAAAGGAGAAGUCCAAACUGGAAUUUGAAUUGAAAGACGUGUUGGAAAAGUUAGAAUUUCAGAAAAAUCAGAACAAUUUAUUGCAUGAUGAGAUUGCACGUCUGGAACUCGGUCUAGAACAUAACAAGCAAUACGAGGUUGAAACAUCUACAUACAAAAAAGUACUUGCAGACACAACACAGAUGUACGAGAAGAAAAUAGCCGAGUUAAUGUCAAAUUUAGAAGAGGAACGAGAACACUCAAACAGUGUAGAAAAACAGUUAAAAUCAAUGGAAAAUCUACUAAGUGAACGUCAAAAGUCAAUGGAGCAAUAUCAAACUGAAUGUGCGGCAUAUCAGAAGGCACUUGCAGAAACCACACAGAUGUAUGAGCAAAAAAAUAACGAGUUGGUAGUACAACUGGAGGAUGAACACACCAGGUGUGUUGGUUUAGAAGAACAGGUGAAAUUACUAAAAAGGGCUUCUUCUGAUCAUCAAAGUUCACUACAAAUUGAAGGAAAAAAGGAGAUCGAUGAUCUAAAAAUGAAAUUACAAGAAAUGACUCAGCUGCAUGAAACCAAUCUAGAUGAACUUAAAUUGGUAAAAACAGAACAUUAUAAAUUAUCAUCAGAGAAGGCUAGAUUGGGUGAUGAACUACAAGCUGUAAGAGAUGCUCUUUCACUUGAAGAAAAACGAAGGAAGACGGUUGAAAAGGAGCUAAGCAGUAUAAAAAACGCUGUACCCGAAAGCGAGGACGAUUUUGAGGAUAAGAGACCGUCCAUGAAAGAAAACAUUGCAAGAGGAUCAAACACUGGCGCCCCGUUAGGACUACAUAAUUCAAAUAAAUCAAGGGAGAUGAACUCGUUUCAAAGAACCACUAUAGCUAAAAUAUGCGAAGAAGUUGGCCUACAGAAGAUAUUGACACUAUUGCAAUCUACUGAUUUAGACGUCCAAACGCAUGCUGUCAAAGUGGUGGCAAACCUUGCUGCUGAAGAUAUUAAUCAAGAAAAAAUUGUACAAGAAGGGGGUCUAGAUGCACUGCUCAUCCUAUUGAGAACUUCUCAAAAUACGACACUACUUAGGGUUGCUUCCGGAGCCAUUGCAAAUCUUGCAAUGAAUGAACCGAACCAAGCCUUGAUUAUGGGUAAAGGAGGUGCUGCUUUACUAGCACAUACAGCUUCAAAAACAGACGAUCCUCAAACUCUCAGAAUGGUAGCCGGAGCCAUUGCAAAUUUAUGUGGAAAUGAGAAGCUGCACUUGCUGCUGAUUGAACAAGGAGGCAUUAGAGCACUCUUGGGCAUGGUUAGAUCCGGAAAUAACGAUGUCAUCGCUCAGGUUGCCAGGGGAGUCGCAAAUUUCGCUAAAUGCGAAUCUCGUGCAAUAACUCAAGGACACAAGAAAGGUCGUUCUCUUCUAAUGGAUGGCGUUUUUACAUGGUUGCUUGCAAACUCGAAUACUACCUCAAUAUCAACCCGACGUCACAUUGAACUUGCUCUUUGUCAUUUAGCACAAAAUGAGGACAAUACUAAGGAUUUCAUGACUAAUGGAGGAGUUACACAACUUUUAAAAAUCUCGGUUGAAUCCAGCAGAGAAGAUAUUCGUGACUUGGCGAAGAAGAUACUGAGAUUGAAUCGGUCUUUUAAAGCAGUGGUGCAACAAUGAUCUGUAAUGAUGUUAUUAACUCUGUAAAAUCUGUAUGUUGAUGUAUAGAUCAAAUCUUUAGCAAACUUAGCAUUACUUGUUGUACAAGUAAUGUAGCAUUCCGAGUCAAUUUGUUAGUUUGACCGGAGUAAAUACGGACAAUUUAAAGUAGAAAUCGGAAAAGAAAACAAAAACUGAUGGUUUGAUCUUUAAGCCGUUUGGGAAAA